AUGGCCGAAUUUAUGCCUAUCUAUCAGCCUACGAAGGUGUUUAAAGAUCGUAGGGAAUCCAGGGAAGUAGACUAUCGGGCCGUAUAUCGGUUUAGUAAAGUUAAAAUAAGUAAGUUAAAUGCUUAUUUUCUUGGAGAGACAGAAGAAUAUAGGGACGGUACUUUGAGCAAUAUAGAAAGAAUGAGGGUUUUUUUACGAUAUGUGAGUGAUCAAGGAUUUCAAAUUGGCAUAGGAGAAGAUAUUGGUGUCCAUCAAUCUACGGUAUCCCGAACCGUUACCAACGUUAUAACACGCAUUGUGCAGAACUCGAAUAUUUGGAUUAGAUUCCCAACCUCAUGUGAAGAUCUACACAAUGCUAAGAAUAAGUGGCAAGAAAAGUUCAAUUUUCCUUCAGCUAUUGGUGCUAUCGGCUGCACCCAUAUACCUAUUCUGAAGCCGUUUAUUCAUGCAGACGAAGAUGUGAACAGAAAGAACUUUGAUAGUAUAAAUGAACAAGCAACGUGCAAUUCAAACGAAGAAUUCACAAGUUUGGAUGUUUCUUGGCCAGGAUCUGUACACGACUCUCAGAUAUGGGAGAAUUCUGAUAUAUACAACGUUAUGAAAUGGAAUAGGGCUAGUGCUGUUUUGUUGGGAGACUCUGGGUAUGGUAUAGCGUCUUGGCUCAUGACUCCUUUUAGGAUUGCAGAAACAGCAGAACAAAGAUCAUACAAUCGGCUAUUUACGAUAGCGAGUUAUAAUAGAGAGAUGUUUUGUUCAACUAAAACAGCGUUUUCCCAUUCUACAUAA
Acanthoscelides obtectus is the source of this 786-nucleotide messenger RNA. The record is from the annotation of a GenBank genome assembly. Lineage: Eukaryota; Metazoa; Arthropoda; Insecta; Coleoptera; Chrysomelidae.